Messenger RNA from Macaca mulatta (Rhesus monkey), 2880 nucleotides. RefSeq names its product lin-28 RNA binding posttranscriptional regulator A (gene LIN28A). Gene Ontology annotation, biological process: pre-miRNA processing. Gene Ontology annotation, molecular function: zinc ion binding; mRNA binding. Lineage: Eukaryota; Metazoa; Chordata; Mammalia; Primates; Cercopithecidae. Gene Ontology annotation, cellular component: cytoplasm; nucleus. The record is from RefSeq and is a predicted model, not a curated record.
UUUGCCUUCGGACUUCUCCGGGGCCAGCAGCCGCCCGACCAGGGGCCCGGGGCCACGGGCUCAGCCGACGACCAUGGGCUCAGUGUCCAACCAGCAGUUUGCAGGUGGCUGCGCCAAGGCGGCAGAAGAGGCACCCGAGGAGGCGCCGGAGGACGCGGCCCGGGCGGCGGACGAGCCUCAGCUGCUGCACGGUGCGGGCAUCUGUAAGUGGUUCAACGUGCGCAUGGGGUUCGGCUUCCUGUCCAUGACCGCCCGCGCUGGGGUCGCGCUCGACCCCCCAGUGGACGUCUUUGUGCACCAGAGUAAACUGCACAUGGAGGGGUUCCGGAGCUUGAAGGAGGGUGAGGCAGUGGAAUUCACCUUUAAGAAGUCAGCCAAGGGUCUGGAAUCCAUCCGUGUCACCGGACCUGGUGGGGUGUUCUGUAUUGGGAGUGAGAGGCGGCCAAAAGGGAAGAACAUGCAGAAGCGCAGAUCAAAAGGAGACAGGUGCUACAACUGUGGAGGUCUAGACCAUCAUGCCAAGGAAUGCAAGCUGCCACCCCAGCCCAAGAAGUGCCACUUCUGCCAGAGCAUCAGCCAUAUGGUAGCCUCAUGUCCGCUGAAGGCCCAGCAGGGCCCUAGUGCACAGGGAAAGCCAACCUACUUUCGGGAGGAAGAAGAAGAAAUUCACAGCCCUGCCCUGCUCCCGGAGGCGCAGAAUUGAGCCACAAUGGGUGGGGGCUAUUCUUUUGCUAUCAGGAAGUUUUGAGGAGCAGGCAGAGUGGAGAAAGUGGGAAUAGGGUGCAUUGGGGCUAGUUGGCACUGCCAUGUAUCUCAGGCUGGGAUUCACACCAUCACCCUUUCUUUCCUCUAGGUGGGGGGAAAGGGUGAGUCAAAGGAACUCCAAUCACGCUCUGUCCAAAUGCAAGUGAGGGUUCUGGGGGCAACCAGGAUGGGGGAAUCACCCUGCAACCUGCAUACUUUAUCUGAGGCUCCAUUCCCAGAAUUUCCAGCUUUUGAAAGUGGCCUGGAUAGGGAAGUUGUUUUCCUUUUAAAGAAGGAUAUAUAAUAAUUCCCAUGCCAGAGUGAAAUGAUUAAGUAUAAGACCAGAUUCAUGGAGACAAGCCACUACAUUCUGUGGAAGGGAAUCUCUCAGGAGUAAGCAGUGUUUUUUUUUUUUUUUUCACAUCUUGUAUCCUCAUACCCACUUUUGGGAUAGGGUGCUGGCAACUGUCCCAAGCAAUGGGUAAUGAUGAUGGCAAAAAGGGUGUUUGGGGGAACAGCUGCAGACCUGCUGCUCCUGUGCUCACUCCUGCCCCAUUCUGAGCCAAUGUGAUUUUAUUUAUUUGCUCCCUUGGAUACUGCACCUUGGAUCCCACUUUCUCCAGGAUGCCAACUGCACUAGCUGUGUGCGAAUGACGUAUCUUGUGCAUUUUAACCUUUUUUUCCCUUAAUAUAAAUAUUCUGGUUUUGUAUUUUUGUAUAUUUUAAUCUAAGGCCCUCAUUUCCUGCACUGUGUUCUCAGGUACAUGAGCAAUCUCAGGGAUAAGCCGGCAGCAGCUCCAGGUCUGCGCAGCAGGAAUACUUUUUGUUGUUUUUGCCACCAUGGAGAGCAACUAUUUGGAGUGCACAGCCUAUUGAACUACCUCAUUUUUGCCAAUAAGAGCUGGCUUUUCUGCCAUAGUGUCCUCUUGAAACCCCCUCUGCCUUGAAAAUGUUUUAUGGGAGACUAGGUUUUAACUGGGUUGCCCCAUGACUUGAUUGCCUCCUACUGGAAGAUUGGGAAUUAGUCUAAACAGGAAAUGGUGGUACAGAGGCUAGCAGAGGCUGGGCCAAGUGAAAGGCCCAGAGAGCAAGCCAAGAUUAGGUGAGGGUUGUCUAAUCCUAGGGCACAGGACGUGUUUUACAUCUCCAGAUCCAUUCUUCACCAGAUAAGGCUAGGCCUACCAUGCACCACAGGGUGUGUGUGUGUUUGUAAAACUGCAGUUGCCAAGGAUAAGUUUUAAGACCAAUACCCCUGUACUUAAUCCUGUGCUGUCCAAGGAUGGAUAUAUGAAGUAAGGUCUAAGAUUCUUAACCUGUCAAAAUUCUCGGGUUCCAGGGAGACACACAAGUGAGGGCUUUGUGGUGCCUGGGGCCUGUGUCCUGCCCUGCUGCAGUAGUGAUUAAUAGUGUCAUGGUAGCUAAAGGAGAAAAAGGGGGUUUCGUUUACAUGCUGUGAGAUCACCGCAAACCUACCUCACUGUGUUGAAACGGGACAAAUGCAAUAGAACGCAUUGGGUGGUGUGUGUCUCUUCCUGGGUUCUUGUCUCCCCUAAAUGCUGCCCCCCCUCUAGUUAUUGUAUUUGUCUGGGCUUUAUAGGACUUCACUAAGUUGAUUGCUAGGUGGCCUAGUUUGUGUAAAUAUAAUGUAUUGGUCUUUCUCCGUGUUCUUUGGGGGUUUUGUUUACAAACUUCUUUUUGUAUUGAGAGAAAAAUAGCCAAAGCAUCUUUGACAGAAGGUUCUGCACCAGGCAAAAAGAUCUGAAACAUUAGUUUGGGGGGCCCUCUUCUUAAAGUGGGGAUCUUGAACCAUCCUUUCUUUUGUAUUCCCCUUCCCCUAUUACCUAUUAGACCAGAUCUUCUGUCCUAAAAACUUGUCUUCUACCCUGUCCUCUUUUCUGUUCACUCCCAAAAGAAAACUUACACACCCACACUCAUACACAUUUAACACUUGGAGUGUCUCCACAACUCUUAAACGAUGUAUGCAAAAAUCCUGAAGCUAGGAAAACCCUCUAUCCCUUGUUCCCAACCACCUAAGUCAAGACCAUUACCAAUUCUUUUUUUUUUUUUAAGAUGGAGUCUCUAUCACCCAGGCUGGAGUGGAGUGGCAUGAUUGGCUCACUGCAGCCUCUGCCUUUU